UCCGUCUCACAGCUCCUGGCCGGGCCAUCCGACUGCUGGUUUAUCUGCUCCGGCACACACCCUCUUGCUGGGGAAGUGUCACCCACCCUACCCCAGGCCUCCACCACCACUUCCUCAUUUCUGCUGACUCUCUUCACCCUCUCCUCUCCUUCGUCUCCUCGCCUCACCCCUCUCUCUGGAUGCCAGCAGCUUCUAUAGUCAUGGAGCAGAUGACAGUCACACACCAACCCGGACUGUCAGUCACCAAACACUCACCAUCAGCCUUUCGAGAGGAGGGCGCACGGGGCCUCGCCACAGGAAGUGAAGCCAACUGCAGGUCAAACGAUGCCCCUGCAGUGACAGACCCAGUACUCACACAGCCUGGCCUCGGCGUCACCACGACAACCAUCACCACCAUCACCCAGACAGGGGGAAACUGGAGCUCCGGCUUGUUCGACAUCUGUGGAGACAAGACCUCAUGUCUUCUCGGGGCUCUGGUGCCGUGUUGUUUAGACCUGAGUUUGGCUCACCAGUACGGCGAGUGUCUGUGGACACCUUUCUUACCAGGAUCCACGUUUGCCAUGCGAGUCGGGAUCAGAGAGCGGUACAAGAUAAGGGGAAGUGUGUGUGAGGACUGGACCACAGUGUACUGCUGUUACCCUCUGGCUCUGUGUCAGAUGAUGAGAGAGAUGAAGUGGCGGAUGAAGACUCAGACGUAUCAUGUGUCCACUGCCCUUGAGUGCUCCUGAGGAAACCCUAGACAGUAAAUGAGGCUUUUCCUUCUUACAAUGCAGCAGAGAGCAUUGAGGACCUGCUGAGAUUACUGGAACUAACAGCAAAAGAAUCAAUACUAUAAGGUUUGAACUUACUCUCAAGUCCCCUCUGAGGACGCCUCGGACAAUAAAUCAAGCCUGCAUGUUCACAGAGGACCUGAGAGGGUGAACUGUGAUUUAUGGGGUAAACAAUCGCAACUUGAACCUUCUUUUAAACUGCUUGUGUUUCAAGACGACACCAUGACUGUAUUCUACUUUCCUUUCAGAGGCCAUGGUUCGUUAACUAAAUUCUAAUUGAGUGAAAAAAAGCAGGUGGUAAGACACAUGUUUAUUUGGUUUUUAUUGUGAGCAAAUAGCACUAAACAUCUGAUGAAACUCUCAGUGAAAUACCAGCAACUUAAAAAGAAACGAUUUUAUUUGAUUUCCAAAACCGUGUCUGUUUGUUUCUUGGUUUAAUUUUGCGACUGAUCCAAUUUCUACAGAACUUGGUGGAGGGAAGUUUGGUAAGAACCCAUUUUCUUGCAGAAGCAGAUUAAAGAACAGAUCCAGUUCUUUAAUCACCUUCUUUAAACUUUUUGUGAACAAACAACACCCAGUUUAGAGCACAUACCUUAAUUAUUUUCAUCAUAUGUAACCAUAUUUAAUUAAGACUUUUAUUUGGAUCUGCACCUUAUUAUACACAAUAAAUAUCAGUCUCCUAA
Paralichthys olivaceus (Japanese flounder) is the source of this 1453-nucleotide messenger RNA. It is a transcript of the gene plac8l1, whose product is annotated as PLAC8 like 1. The record is from RefSeq and is a predicted model, not a curated record. Lineage: Eukaryota; Metazoa; Chordata; Actinopteri; Pleuronectiformes; Paralichthyidae.